This is a messenger RNA of Scophthalmus maximus (turbot), 3315 nucleotides long. It is a transcript of the gene rilpl1, whose product is annotated as Rab interacting lysosomal protein-like 1. Gene Ontology annotation, molecular function: protein dimerization activity. The record is from RefSeq and is a predicted model, not a curated record. The transcript has 8 exons. NCBI's taxonomy places the organism in Eukaryota, Metazoa, Chordata, Actinopteri, Pleuronectiformes, Scophthalmidae. The coding region runs from base 284 to 1438 and encodes 384 amino acids. Gene Ontology annotation, biological process: cilium assembly. Gene Ontology annotation, cellular component: ciliary basal body; cytoplasm.
GCGGCUUUAUUGUUGACGAUUUGGCGCAGCGCAGGGAGGAAAGCAAUGGGACGCAGGCAAUAUUUAUCCCCAAUAAAUGAAACAGAAGCCCGGACUCAGACGUUAGUAAUGGACAAGCAACAGUAGCCGCGUGUCGUCCUGCGUCAUUGUGAACCAGUUCACAGGUUGUUAGUUAAACACAGAGGUUCCGUGUAACUUAGAAGGAGUGUCCUUCCAGCGGGAGGAAGUUUGCGGUGGUGAAGGAAACAUAAUAGGAAACCGGGGAGGGCCAAAGUAUCCCGACAUGGAGGAGUCCGGGUCGGCCCUGGAGAAGAAUGUGGCUGACCUCACCGUGAUGGACGUGUACGAUAUCGCCGCGGUGGUGGGCCAGGAGUUCGAGCGGAUCAUCGACCAGUACGGCUGCGAGGCUCUGUCCAGGCUCAUGCCCAAAGUGGUGCGCGUGUUGGAAAUCCUGGAGGUGAUGGUGAGCCGCAGCAGCAUUGGCCCGGAGACCGAGGAGCUGCGGCUGGAGCUGGACAAGCUGCGGCUUGAGAGGACGGACCGGCUGGAGAAGGAGAAGAGGCACAGAAAGGAGCUGGAGCUGGUGGAGGACGUGUGGAGAGGAGAAGCUCAGGAUCUGCUCUCCCAGAUCGCUCAGCUGCAGGAGGAGAACAAGUCCCUGCUCACCAACAUGUCCAACAAAGACCCCAUGAGUGAGGAGGACCUGCAGAGGCACGAGGGUAUGACAGAGCGAGAGAGGCAGGUGAUGAAGAAGCUUAAAGAAGUGGUGGACAAGCAGAGAGACGAGAUUCGAGCCAAGGACCGCGAGCUCACGCUGAAAAACGAGGACAUAGAGGCACUCCAGCAGCAGCAGUCUCGCCUGAUGAAGAUCAACCAUGACCUGCGUCACAAAAUCUCCGUGGUGGAGUCUCAGGGGAAGGCGCUCAUCGAGCAGAAGGUGGAGCUGGAGGCCAGUGCUCAGGCACGAGGCCAGGAAGUCGGCGCGCUGCGGCAGGAAGUCGCGCGCUUAAGAGAGCGACUCCAAGGAGAGCUGCCUGCCCGGAAUCCUGACGAAGCCGCGCCUCAGCCCCCCUCACCUGCAGAGGAAGCGUUGUGCGAGGAGGAGAUGGGGGGGCUGGACCCACAGGACCCCAACCGGCCCCGGUUUACGCUACAGGAACUGAGGGACGUCCUCCACGAGAGGAACGAGCUAAAAUCCAAAGUCUUCCUGCUGCAGGAGGAGCUGACCUACUACAGAAGUGAUGAGACGGAGAAUGAAACUGUUACUCCCUCUCCGUCUCCCUCGCCUGAACUGAGGACUCGCUCCCGAUCGUCUGCCCAGCCAGAGUCCGGAAUCAAACGCCUGAUCUUCACAGCCAUUAUGCCGAUGGUGGCGGCUGGUUUGAUCCCAGAUGACCCCACUUUACAGCCAAUCAGACGUCUCAUAUCGCUUGUUUAGUUUCUUCUCGCGUGACAAACAGCGGACUUCGCAGCGGAGUGCGCAGUUUGACGGCAGCUUCGGCUCGUGGGCGGGGAAGGAUGACGUGUACACAGAACAGGCCCAGGAGGCGUUACAGCACAUGUAGUCAUGGGGACUACGCAGGACUCGACGAGGUCACUCAAACUCCAAAACUCACAAACACUGUUCAUCGCUUGUGAAACAUCGACCGCACACCAAACCGCCACUCGUGACUCACACUGCAGCCGAAUUAUCAUGUGCUUGAGGUGAGAGGCCCGACAGAACAGAGGAGGGAAAUGGAUAAAGAUCAUCGUCUUUAAAAAUGCAUUUAAGUCAUGAGAAUUAUAUAUCUGAUGAUGGCAAAUACAGACUGUUCAACGUUAAAAAUGCCAGACAAUAUUUUUGCGCCGGAAGGUUUUUACAGAUGCAGACGAUUCACGUGAUUGACAGGGGAGAGGGUAAAUUCAAGUUGUCGAUGGAAAGUGGAAAUUUGUUGCAAUUCAAGUGGUUAAUGGUGUGCUGCUUAAAGUCCAGAGUAAAUUGUUGUUGAACAUUUCUACAGAGAUGAAGGUUUGGGACACAACAGUGUGCAAUAAAUGUCAAAUAUCAAAUGUCUAAACCUGCACAACUCCGCAUGUUGAAAUGGGUAUUUGAUGAAUGAUGAGGGUUUUAUAAAACAAUCCCACACAGAGAUAAAAAAAAAAGCAAAUCUGCAAAGAAAACAUUUCUGAUCUGGAGAUUUAUUCUCAAAGUGAGAGCAACACUUUCGUGUCCCAUUAAUUUUUUUUUGAGAUUCCUGUCCUUGUUCAUGCAGGUCCAUCACCAGCAUUCUGACAUUUUGAAUUAUGCAGCUCAACGGAUUUAAAACGCACAGGGCAUGUUUAUAAAGUGUUGCACAGACAGCAUGUUAAAGCUGUCUACAGAAUAAAAUGAAUAGGAAAAUAACUUACUGAUCAUUUGAUUUAUAAUUUAGUGUAUGCCAUGCAACAUACAGUAAGUAUGGGAGCCCAUUUUGCUUAGAAAAAAGAGAAAAGUUAAGUCAUAAAAUUGAUUUCAAUAAUAAUAUUAUAAGUAAGUAAUACUUACCCAGACAAAAUCACUUCUUAUUUACCAUCCCUUUUGACAAAAUAUCAAAUAAUUAUGAAUUAGAAUAUUGUUGAAGUUUUGUCUCUAGUGGCAAUAUUACAUUUAGCGUAUUAUUAUUUUUCAUGAGGGGCUGUGGCUCAGGUGUUGGAGCAGGUACAGUAAGCAAGAACAACAUUAACAUUAGUUUUCAUGAUGAGGUGCAAACGAUCUUUAAAAAAAUGUAAGAUAAACUUAAUGACUGUCCUAUGUUUUUCCAUUUAAUUAUAAUACAGAUAUACAUAAAAAUGGAAAUACAUAUAAGUGUAAGUUGCAGUUUGGAUUUUAUUUUCUUUAGGUUUACUUAUCUCAGAAGUCAGAAUUUUGAGAUACUUUCUAUUACAUCAUUUUUAGUUUUGAAUUAUUAAUCUUGCCUGAGUUACUCUUAAUUGCAAUCAUGAUUUAUUUAUUUUUCCAUGCACAUGUUUCAUGUUUCUUUUUUUCUUUUUCUGGCAUUAAUGGGCUUCCAUAAUUGCAAAGCGUAUGCGUAUCGCUUAGCCCACAACUAGAGAGACCUGAACACAAUUGUCCAUCCCGUGAGAGCAAAAGAUGCGAUGUGUGAAUUCUAAUAUCAUCCAUGACUCAUGUUACCAAAAAUUUUGACUGCUCAUCGUGCAUGUAUGCAAACUCACACUUUCCACAAUAACAACAGUUUCACUGUCACCAGCUGAACCAAAAGCAGGUCAUAAUAAGUGAAUCCAGUAAAAAAAAAAAGAUAAUCAGCAGCUUACCUACCUUUAUCAUAAGAACCGCAA